AUGACGAAGAGCGCCGUCCGGCUGCUUUGCAGCGAGCUUGCCCACUUGCUGGAGCCGCCGACCGCGGGGGGCCUGAGCGUUGAGGACCAAGUCCUCUGUACCCUCAGGUUUUUUGCAACUGGCAGCUUCCAGUCGUCAGUCGGCAGUGAGGCGGCCAUCGACAUGUCCCAGCCGUCAGUGAGCCGCUGCAUUGCAAAAGUCGCGCGGGCCAUUGUUCAGGUUGGGAAGGAGCAAGGAUGGGUGGCCUUCCCACGCACCGCCAGCGAGCGAGCUGUAAUUAAGCAAGGAUUCUUGCAGCGCGGCAGGCUCGGCGGCGUGAUUGGGUGCGUUGAUGGCACGUUCAUCGCCAUCGUCGGCCCGAACCUGCCUCCUGCGCAGAAGGCAACGUAUUGGUGCCGGAAGGGCUAUUACGCCCUGAAUGCAAUGGUGGUAAGUUGUAAACGAAAUUGCAUGUAA
This is a messenger RNA of Dermacentor andersoni, 456 nucleotides long. The record is from RefSeq and is a predicted model, not a curated record. Lineage: Eukaryota; Metazoa; Arthropoda; Arachnida; Ixodida; Ixodidae.